Carya illinoinensis is the source of this 1408-nucleotide messenger RNA. RefSeq names its product early nodulin-like protein 2. Bases 146 to 1276 code for a protein of 376 amino acids. The record is from RefSeq and is a predicted model, not a curated record. Gene Ontology annotation, cellular component: plasma membrane. Lineage: Eukaryota; Viridiplantae; Streptophyta; Magnoliopsida; Fagales; Juglandaceae. Gene Ontology annotation, molecular function: electron transfer activity. The transcript is spliced from 2 exons.
UCCACACGUACACUCUCUGUCUCUCUCUCUCUCUCUCGCUCGUGCAUCGAUCGCUCAUCUCUGGUUUAUAUAUAUAUAUAUAAAUAUACUUCUCUUAGAUUUUCGAAGGAUCAUCUAAUUCUUUGUUUCCAUAUAUAAUUCGCUCAUGGAGUUUCAGAGACAUAUCUCCCUCUUUAUUGUUCUAUUUUCUUGUUUUCUAUAUUUAUCCGAAGCUUACAAAUUCUACGUUGGCGGAAAAGAUGGGUGGGUCUUGUACCCCUCCGAGAGCUACAGCCAGUGGGCUGGGAAAAACAGAUUCAAAGUCAAUGAUAAUCUUGUCUUUAAGUAUAAGAAGGGAACGGACUCUGUGCUUGUUGUGAACAAAGACGAUUACGACAAAUGUAACACAAAAAACCCCAUCAAGAAAUUGGAGGACGGUGAUUCUGAGUUCAACUUGGAUAGGUCCGGACCAUUCUUUUUCAUCAGUGGGAAAGGGCAAAACUGUGAGAAGGGGCAGAAACUGACUGUUACUGUUUUGUCGGUAAAACACACCAAGAAAAACCCUCCUCCUUCGUCUCCUCCUGCAAACUCACAUGGACCAGCCAUGUCCCCGGGGUCACCGUCACCUGGUUCCAGUGCUCCGAAGAAAUCACCAGUAUCGGCUCCAUAUCCUACUCCUAAAGCCCCAGCCCCUGGUACUCCGACCCCGGAAUCUCCUAAAGCACCCACUUUGGCACCGGCUCUGGCGCCUAAAUACCCAGCUGGACCAGCCUUGGCACCAAAGUCGUCAUCAACCCCUAUGCCAAACGCUCCGGAAACACCACCAGUAUCAGCUCCAUGGUCUUAUCAUGGGCCUGUGCCAGCGGUAUCGCCACCAUCGAUCUCAAUUCCUCCAGAAGCAUACGCUCCAACUACGCCAGUAUUAGCUCCAGGGUCUUAUGGGCCUGUGCCAGCAGUAUCGCCACCAUCGAUGUCAAUUUCUCCAGAAGCAUACGCUCCAACUACGCCAGCAGUGUCGCCAUCCUUGGCACCUUCUCCAGAAGCCAACACUCCAGGUAUGGCACCAUCUUCAACAUCUCCAGCUUCAACACCUGAGUCAACCCCGCCGCCAUCGAUGGAACCGACAACUUCUACACCGGAGGGGGCUGUUACCCCCCCAUCUGGGAGCCAAGUCGCACCGACGUCGCCACGGUCAUUUGCAUGCGCUGUAACAGCUCCUACGAUUACUAAUGUGUUAGCAGGUACCGUUACACUCGCGCUGAGUAUGGCUCUGAUGGGCGCUUUGGGUGCUGUUUAGAAAAGCCCCUAAAAAAUAAAAUUAUGUCUAAUGGUGUAAUAAUUUUUCUUUAUUCUAGUUUGAUUUGUUCAUUUUCAGUUUAUUCGAAUUUUGAAUUUUCGUAGAGAAACUUUAUCAGUUCUUAAUUUUUUA